Molecule: messenger RNA, 1236 nt
Organism: Notothenia coriiceps (black rockcod)
Lineage: Eukaryota; Metazoa; Chordata; Actinopteri; Perciformes; Nototheniidae
Product: growth/differentiation factor 6-B-like
Exons: 2
Coding region: 1-1236 (411 amino acids)
Biological process (GO): BMP signaling pathway
Cellular component (GO): extracellular region
Molecular function (GO): cytokine activity; growth factor activity
Source: RefSeq, a predicted model, not a curated record
AUGGAUCUCUAUCACCUGGCUCUUCUCUGCGGGGCUCUGCUGUUUGUCUGGGAAAUCCCCUGUUUUCAAACUCUUGCUAUUUUCCCUCCGAAGAGCAGCAAGGUGACGAGGAUUUUUCAUGAUCAGGAAGCUUCAAAGUACUUUAAGGAGUUCCACGCAUCGCCAUCCAUCGAGAAAAACAAUAAAGCAGCAUCUAAAGAGUCCAUAGAGCCUCAUGACUACAUGAUGUCUAUUUACCAGACCUUCUCCACGGCGGAGAGACUGGGACUUAAUGCAAGUUUCUUCAGGUCUUCUAAAGCUGCCAACACUAUUGCAAGUUUUGUGGACAGUGGACAAGAUGACCUCCCACUCUCCCCACUGAGGAGACAGCAGUAUCUGUUCGACGUCUCAACACUCUCCAAAAAGGCGGAGGUGCUGGGAGCCGAGCUCAGGAUAUACACCAAAGUGUCUGGGAAUUUCAGGAUAUCGGAAACAGAGCCCGUGGACAUCCAGCUCCUCUCCUGCCACGACCGGCGGCUGCUCAACUCCAAAACUCUGGACCUGCAGGGCUCCCAAAGGCCCAAGUGGGAGGUGUUGGACGUGUGGGACAUAUUCAAAGAGCAGCAGCACCUGAACCAGGGGAAGCACUUCUGCCUGGAGCUCAGGGCCAUGCUGGACAACCCUGAGAGGGAGCUGGAGCUGCAGCUCCUGGGCCUGCACAGGCACGGCAGGCCACAGCAGAAGAAAGCCAUCUUGGUGGUGUUCACCAGGUCUAGGAAGAGGCAGACCCUCUUCAGUGAGAGGAGAGGGGGGAGAGCGUUGCUGGGUCUGGAGAGGAAAGCCAAAGAGAGAGGCCCCGGUGGCGGUGCCAAGGCCAGCAGGAGAAGGAGGACAGCCGCCUCCAAAACCCGCCACGGGAAGAGGCACGGCAAGAAGUCCAAAUCCAGGUGCAGCAAGAAACCGCUGCACGUGAACUUCAGAGAUCUGGGCUGGGACGACUGGAUCAUCGCCCCGCUGGAUUAUGAAGCAUACCACUGCGAGGGGGUGUGUGACUUCCCCCUGCGCUCCCACCUGGAGCCCACCAACCACGCCAUCAUCCAGACUCUAAUGAAUUCAAUGAACCCCAGCAACAUGCCCCCCAGCUGCUGCGCCCCGUCCAAACUCAGCCCCAUCAGCAUUCUGUACAUCGACUCAGGAAACAACGUGGUGUACAAACAGUACGAGGACAUGGUGGUGGAGUCCUGUGGCUGCAGGUAG